This is a messenger RNA of Aspergillus novofumigatus IBT 16806, 1119 nucleotides long. Its product is annotated as E2 ubiquitin-conjugating protein UBC13. Lineage: Eukaryota; Fungi; Ascomycota; Eurotiomycetes; Eurotiales; Aspergillaceae. The coding region runs from base 217 to 666 and encodes 149 amino acids. The record is from RefSeq and is a predicted model, not a curated record. The transcript is spliced from 4 exons. Gene Ontology annotation, cellular component: nucleus. Gene Ontology annotation, biological process: protein K63-linked ubiquitination; DNA damage tolerance. Gene Ontology annotation, molecular function: ubiquitin conjugating enzyme activity.
GAUACUCCGACGCAAGUACCUAUCUGAUUCCUUGGUGUUUUGGUCACUUCAUCCCUGGCUCUUUGCACAUUUCCUGGGUCUUAACCCAAAUUUCUCUCUUUAUCAGCCUUCUAGAGAAAUAAAACUGAAGUCCAGUAGACCUGUCAACCUUACCUUGGAUAUCAGAAAGAGCGGAAACUCGGAUCGCGAUAAGCUUUUCCUUUUUGGUGGUUCAUCAUGGCCCUUCCAAAGCGAAUUGUGAAGGAGACCGAACGCCUCAUGGCAGAGCCGGUCCCCGGUAUCAAUGCUGUGCCUCAUGAAGACAACCUUCGAUACUUUGACGUGUCGAUCCACGGACCUGCUCAGUCGCCGUACGAAGGUGGCAUUUUUCGUCUAGAGCUCUUUCUGCCGGAGGAUUAUCCUAUGACCCCGCCAAAGAUCCGUUUCUUGACCAAGAUCUACCAUCCCAACAUUGACCGCCUUGGGCGCAUUUGCUUGGAUGUUUUGAAGAACAACUGGUCCCCUGCUCUACAGAUCCGCACGAUUCUCCUCUCAAUCCAGGCCUUGCUUGGAGCUCCUAACCCCGAUGACCCGCUCGCCAAUGAUGUUGCACAGCGUUGGAAGGAGGAUGAGCAAGCUGCGAUACAAACUGCAAAGGAAUGGACGAGAACUCAUGCAAUGACUUAGAUUCUGGGACACCUCAGUCAAUUUUGCUACGACGAAUAUGAGCGAGACUGCUGUUAUGUGACCAUGAAGAAAUAUCACGCAAGCCCAAGCCCUGGUGGCUCUCCUGUGGUUCCAACCAUGCCGUAUAACAUACGCUAUGCCUUUCACGCGGGACGAGUCUCCUUGGUGUACUCUCCGUUUCGUUGUUUCUACUUCCUCUCUUGCUGAAAAGCAGCGCGAUUUUGUGGCUAUGACUUGUGGAAUUUCCGGCUUCAAGCUGCUGACUUACACUUUGGCAUGUCUGUCAUCUCACAACCCCAUGCUGCCUAGACCUUCCUAUAUAGAACUAUCGGCCCCCAAAAUGAUCACUUAGCGAGUAUCGAGUUCUAGCUACUGCUUGUGGCUUCUCUUCCGACUAUUUACCACUUUUUGUCUCUGUCCUGAGGGUCGGAUACAACACGUACUUAAGCGAAU